Molecule: messenger RNA, 6112 nt
Organism: Paralichthys olivaceus (Japanese flounder)
Lineage: Eukaryota; Metazoa; Chordata; Actinopteri; Pleuronectiformes; Paralichthyidae
Gene: eprs1
Product: glutamyl-prolyl-tRNA synthetase 1
Biological process (GO): prolyl-tRNA aminoacylation; glutamyl-tRNA aminoacylation; translation
Cellular component (GO): aminoacyl-tRNA synthetase multienzyme complex; cytoplasm
Molecular function (GO): ATP binding; glutamate-tRNA ligase activity; proline-tRNA ligase activity
Source: RefSeq, a predicted model, not a curated record
GCGUGCCCCUCUCUCUUCCUGCCGUGCCGUGUCGGUGUGGAGUGUUUCCUCCUCCUCUCCGUCUGCAGACUUCAGUCUCUGAAACAAGGCUUCACCACCUGACUUCACAUCAUGGCGUUGAACCUCAUCAUAAACACGAGCAACCCGCCUCUAGGUGCACUGCUGGCAGCCGAGCAUCUGAAGGGCAGUGUCCAGGUGUCAGUGGAGGAAGGCAAAGACAACCGCCUUCACGUCUCAGAUGCGAUCCAGUUCAAUGAUGCCAACUCCAUCAGUCGCUACUUGGCCCGGGUGGCUCCUGCUCUUGGCCUCUACGGAGCCAACAUGAUGGAGCAGACUGAGGUCGACCACUGGUUGGAGUUCAGUGCUCGUAGUCUGUGUGGCCAGCCCGGUUUGACCGUGGCGCUGAGGGAACUGGAUAUGGCCCUUUCCCUGCGCACCUUCCUGGUCGGCCACGCCAUCACCCUGGCAGAUCUCUCUGUCUGGGCUGCCCUGAAAGGUCACGAGGGAUGGCCAAGCCAGGGCAAAUCCUUCUCCCACGUCAAUCGCUGGUUCUCCUUCCUGAGCUCACAGGUUCCCUUCACUGCAGUGGACAACAAGUACGCCAAUAAUAAAGCUUCAACGACCAAAUCCAAUUCGAGUGAGAAGAAGCAGGAUGUCGGAAAGUUUGUGGAUUUGCCAGGAGCUGAGAUGGGCAAUGUGGUGGUUCGAUUCCCUCCUGAGGCCAGCGGAUACCUGCACAUUGGCCAUGCCAAGGCUGCUCUGCUCAACCAGCACUACCAGCUCACAUUCAAAGGCAAGCUCAUCAUGCGCUUUGACGACACCAACCCCGAGAAGGAAAAGGAGGACUUUGAGAAGGUGAUCCUGGAAGAUGUUGCCAUGCUCCAGAUUCAACCCGACCAGUUCACCUACACCAGCGACCAUUUCCCCAUCAUAAUGAAAUUUGCUGAACAGCUGCUUUCUGAGGGCAUGGCCUACAUCGACAACACCCCCCCUGAGCAGAUGAAGCUGGAGAGGGAGCAGCGCACUGAGUCCACAUGCAGAAAUAACACGGUAGAGCAGAACAUGAAGAUGUGGUCCGAGAUGAAAGCUGGAACAGAGAGCGGUCAGACUUGCUGCAUGAGGGCCAAGAUUGACAUGAAGUCAAACAACGGCUGCAUGAGAGACCCCACCCUGUACCGCUGCAAGACGGCUAGCCACCCCCGCACUGGAAACACCUACAACGUCUACCCAACAUACGACUUUGCCUGCCCCAUCGUGGACAGCUUGGAGGGUGUGACCCACGCUCUUAGGACCACCGAGUACCACGACCGUGACGAUCAGUUCUACUGGAUAAUCAAUGCCCUGCGGAUCAGAAAACCCUACAUUUGGGAGUAUUCCAGACUCAACCUCAAUAACACAGUGCUGUCUAAGAGGAAGCUCACCUGGUUCGUCGACCAGGGAUACGUCGAUGGAUGGGAUGACCCUCGUUUCCCCACUGUCAGAGGAGUCCUGAGGAGAGGAAUGACUGUGGAGGGUCUGAAACAGUUCAUAGCAGCCCAGGGAGGAUCAAGAUCAGUGGUGAACAUGGAGUGGGACAAGAUCUGGGCUUUCAAUAAGAAGGUGAUUGAUCCAGUAGCCCCCAGAUACACAGCUCUGUCCACCUAUGUGGUUCCUGUUUCUAUCCCAGAGGCAAAAGAGGAGAUGAAGGAAGUGGCCAAACACCCAAAGAACAUAGAGGUGGGCAUGAAGGAGGUUUGGUAUGGACCCCGAGUUCUGGUUGAAGGAGCAGAUGCUGAGACUUUCUCAGAGGGGGAGAUGGUCACCUUCAUCAACUGGGGCAACCUCAUCAUCACCAAGAUCAACAAAGCGGCUGACGGUAAAGUUGUGUCCAUGGAGGCUCGCCUGAACCUGGACAACAAAGACUACAAGAAGACAACAAAGAUCACAUGGCUGGCUGAAACUAACAGCGCCCCGCUUCUGCAGACCAUCUGCGUCAACUACCAGCCUCUCAUAUCCAAAGCUGUCAUCACGAAAGACGACGACUUCAAAGAGUACAUUAAUAAAAACAGCAAGUUGGAGGAGAAGAUGCUUGGAGAUCCCUGUCUGAAGAACCUAAGGAAAGGUGACAUCAUCCAGCUCCAGAGACGAGGCUUUUACAUCUGCGACCAGCCCUAUGAGCCAGUCAGCCCUAACAGCUGUAAGGAGAGCCCCUGUGUCCUGCUCUACAUUCCUGAUGGUCACACCAAGGAGAUGCCAACUGCUGGAUCCAAGGACAAAGGCAAGAGCCAGACUUCCAGUAACACAUCCGCCACCCCCACCAAGGCUGCCUCCAAGGCUGCACCCAAGGCUGCCCCCAAGGCUGCCCAAGCACCUGCCUCAGCACCUGCCUCAGCCUCAGGUGGUGACCUGUUCUCAAGGAUUGUAACUCAAGGGGAAGCUGUGCGCCAGCUAAAGACUGCCAAAGCCCCAAAAGACGAGGUGGACAAAGCUGUUCAGCAGCUGCUCUCUCUCAAGGCUCAGUUUAAAGAGCAGACAGGUAUGGACUACAAGCCAGGUAUGGCCCCUCCCACCUCAGCUCCAACACCACCCACAUCUUCAUCAGACUCCGCCUCCUGUCCAUUCACCCGUGUGACCCAACAGGGUGAGCUGGUCAGGAAACUGAAGGCAGAGCAGGCACCCAAGGAUCAGAUUGAUGUAGCGGUGAAGCAGCUCCUCGCUCUAAAGGCAGAGUUUAAAAAGCUGACUGGUCAGGAUUACAAACCAGGGAUGGCCCCGCCCACUGACGCCGCCCCCCCUGCCACCGCCCCCCCUGCCGCCGCCCCCCCUGCUCCUUCCCCUGUGAAGAUCUCUUCUUCAGGUCCUUAUGAGCGUGUCACACACCAAGGGGAGGUUGUGAGGAAACUGAAGUCUGAGAAAGCCCCCAAGGACCAGGUUGAUUCAGCAGUGAAGCAGCUGCUUGCCCUGAAGGCAGAGUACAAACAGCUCACAGGUCAGGACUACAAGCCGGGAGCCGCUCCAGUCCAGAAAACCCCUGCUCCAGUCCAGAAAACCCCUGCUCCAGUCCAGAAAACCCCUGCUCCAGUCCAGAAAACCCCUGCUCCAGUCCAGAAAACCCCUGGUCCAGUCCAGAACAGCCCUAGCCCUGCCCCUGCUGCCACCGGCCUCUACGAGAAGGUUGCUGAACAGGGAGAAGUGGUCAGGAAAUUGAAGACUGAAAAAGCUCCCAAGGAUCAGGUAGAUGCUGCAGUGAAGCAGCUGUUGGCUCUGAAGACAGAGUACAAACAGCAGACUGGACAGGAUUACAAACCAGGAGCCCCAGCUCCUUCUGUUCAGACCAGCUCCUCUUCCACCAAGUCCAGUUCUUCUCCACAGACCCAGGAGCUGUUCUCACAGGUGGCCCAACAGGGAGAGCUGGUGAGAAAGUUGAAGUCUGAGAAGGCCCCAAAGGAUCAGGUAGAUGAGGCUGUGAAGAGUCUCCUGGACCUGAAGAACAAGUACAAGACUCUUACGGGAGAGGAUUACAAACCAGUGGCUGCUGCUGGAGGUCCUGGAGGAGACGACAAAAACCGCAAGGAGAAGGAGAACAAGUCUGAGAAGCAGGGAGGAGGAGGAGCAGGAGGUGGAAAGAAGGGUAAAGGAGACAAGGCUGGUCAGGGUAAAGAGUCUGCAGGAGGAGCUGGAGGAGCAGGAGAUGGACAAGGAUCCAAGAAACAAACACGGUUGGGCUUGGAGGCUAAGAAAGAGGAGAACCUGGCUGACUGGUAUUCUCAGGUCAUCACCAAAGCAGAGAUGAUCGAGUAUUAUGAUGUGAGCGGCUGCUAUGUGCUGCGGCCCUGGGCCUACUCCAUCUGGGAGUCGAUCAAAGAGUUCUUUGACCGGGAAAUUAAGAAACUUGGUGUGGAGAACUGCUACUUCCCCAUGUUCGUUUCUCAGGCCGCACUCGAGAAGGAAAAGUCCCACAUUGAAGACUUUGCUCCAGAGGUUGCCUGGGUAACUCGGUCAGGAAAAACCGAGCUGGCAGAGCCCAUUGCUGUCAGACCCACCAGUGAGACAGCGAUGUACCCAGCUUACGCUAAAUGGGUCCAAUCCCACAGAGACCUGCCAAUCAGACUCAACCAGUGGUGUAAUGUUGUGAGAUGGGAGUUCAAACACCCUCAGCCUUUCCUGAGAACAAGAGAGUUCCUGUGGCAGGAGGGACAUUCAGCAUUUGCCACCCAAGAGGAGGCUGCUGAGGAGGUGCUUCAGAUCCUGGAGCUGUAUGCCAAGGUGUAUGAAGAGCUGAUGGCGAUCCCUGUGGUAAAGGGGAGGAAGACAGAGAAGGAGAAGUUUGCAGGAGGAGAUUACACCACGACUGUGGAGGCUUUCAUCUCUGCCAGUGGGCGAGCCAUUCAGGGUGCUACAUCCCACCACCUCGGCCAGAACUUCUCCAAGAUGUUUGAGAUCAUUUUUGAGGAUCCGAAGAGGCCGGGCGAGAAGCAGUUUGCUUUCCAGAACUCCUGGGGUAUCACAACCAGAACCAUUGGUGUCCUCACCAUGGUCCAUGGAGACAACAUGGGACUCGUACUGCCACCCAGGGUCGCCUGCCUGCAGGUUGUCAUAAUCCCAUGUGGAAUCACUGCCUCUCUGCCAGAGGCAGAGAAGGAGGCGCUGUUGGCCCAGUGCUCCAAAUACCUGAGGAGGCUGCAGGACGCUGGCAUCAGGGUGAAGUGUGACGUGCGAGAUAACUACUCCCCAGGAUGGAAGUUCAACCACUGGGAACUCAAGGGAGUUCCUAUUCGUCUGGAGGUUGGCCCUAAAGACAUGCAGCAGCGUCAGUGCGUUGCAGUGAGGAGAGACUCUGGAGCAAAAGUGACGAUUCCAGAGGCAGACGCAGAGACAAAGCUAGCUGCCAUGUUGGAGGACAUCCAGAACUGCCUGUUCAAAAAAGCUUCAGAUGACAUGAAGAGUCACAUGGUGGCUGCAGACUCGAUGGAAGAGUUCCAGAAAGAGUUGGACAAGGGCAAGAUGGUGCAGAUCCCAUUCUGUGGAGAAAUCGAGUGUGAGGACUACAUCAAGAAAACCACUACCAAGGACCAGGACCUGGAGCCUGGAGCUCCAUCCAUGGGAGCCAAGAGCCUCUGUAUUCCCUUCUCUCCCCUGAAGACGCUGCAGCCUGGUCAAGUGUGCGUCAACUGCAAGAAGCCUGCCAAGUAUUACACCAUGUUUGGACGCAGCUACUGAGAACCUGGAGGAGGAAGAUCGCAGUUGAAAAGGGCUUUCCUACCCUUUCUGUUUCCUUUUUUUUAAUCUCCUUUGGGUGUCCUGGUUGAUAUGGAUAUGGUUGUGAAUGGAUGGUGGGUUUGUCUCUGUAUUUCUUUUACAUGUUAACAUUGUUGCAAUCCAUCUGAAAGGAGGUGAAAAAGAGAGUUUACUCUCAGAUUACUUACUUCUGAGAGAGAACGACUGGUGCUGUUUCUCCCCUCCUCUCUAACGACCACAUCAGGAGAACGCUCACCGUCCAGAAGUGGUUUGUACAAGAAUGGAAGUCACCAACAGAAACCUCUUACAUAAUAAAUCCUCUCUGUCAGGCAGGUUUGUCAUCAUAUAACUGUUGGAGUCCUUCUAAAUACAACUAGUUAAAUUGUAAAAGAAGCUGCUGGAUUUGAAAAUGUCUAUAUUAUAGCAAUUUUUUUUUUUUAUAACCCCAACGUAAAAUGUAAUAUUUGUUGUUCUUUUUAAAAUAAUAUUUUUGUCAGUAUUGAUAAAUUGAGAGGGCCUAGGCCUUUCGAAAUCUGUCAAAACCCCAAAUGAGAACCAACAGAGAAAAAAACCAUCCUGAGUCACAUGUUGUAUCCUCUGGGCAGAAGUUCUCUUUACUUACCUUACCACACUGUCUCAGGAACUCCAGGUAUUCAGGCUUGUAGGUUGGGUGUUACUCUCACAGCUUUGUCAGCCGCCCUCCUUCUGUUUGUACGACACAGGUUACAGACUGUGGCUCAAUGCAAAUCCUUCAGAUCCACCAGAGGCGAAUGACGAACAUCUGUGAGGAACUGUGUGUGUGGACAAUACCCAGUAAUGUAGCCUUCUGCCACUUCUCUCCUGUGAAAGAAUUCUACAAGUUGUCUAUAAUAAUAAUAAAAUUAUAAGCAAACUA